This is a messenger RNA of Hyposmocoma kahamanoa, 2915 nucleotides long. RefSeq names its product mitochondrial import receptor subunit TOM20 homolog. The transcript has 4 exons. The coding region runs from base 88 to 555 and encodes 155 amino acids. Gene Ontology annotation, cellular component: mitochondrial outer membrane; mitochondrial outer membrane translocase complex. Gene Ontology annotation, biological process: protein import into mitochondrial matrix; tRNA import into mitochondrion; protein targeting. Gene Ontology annotation, molecular function: transmembrane protein transporter activity. NCBI's taxonomy places the organism in Eukaryota, Metazoa, Arthropoda, Insecta, Lepidoptera, Cosmopterigidae. The record is from RefSeq and is a predicted model, not a curated record.
UGAAAAAAUAAAUGGCGGAUCAAAAAUUUUUCUAUGAAAGUGGGCUGUUAUUUCUGUGAAUAAAUCGUUGACUUUUAUUAUUAAAACAUGGAAAUCACUCGCACUACCCUAGGAAUUGCCGUUGGGAUAGCUGGUACCUUAUUCUUAGGAUACUGUGUGUAUUUUGAUCAACAACGUCGUAAGGAUCCCUUGUUCAAGAAAAAGUUAAGAGAACGUCGGCAAAAUGUUCAGAAGAAUACAACCCGUUCCCGCUCACUGGGAGGGCCACUGCCAGACAUGAGUGACCACGAAGCAAUGCAGAGGUUCUUCCUGCAACAGAUUCAGCUGGGUGAGGAGCUGCUAGCGGCGGGAGAUCUGGAGGCGGGAGUGGAGCACCUCGGACAGGCCGUCGCGGUAUGCGGUCAGACACAGCAGUUGCUUAGUGUUCUCCAACAAACCAUGCCAGCUCCAAUCUUCCACUUGCUCCUCAAGAAACUUCCAGAAGUGUCGGAGCGCCUUCGGGCUUCGAUGAAAGCCAGCGGCAACCAAUCCUUGCAAGAAGAGGACGUAGAGUAAUAUCCUGAAAUCUUCGAGUAACCGGAGAACACCUUACGAAACUCUGCCAAAGAAUCUGAUAAAACAUUUACACACAUCACAAUAGAAAAACUUGACUCACCGAGUUAGAGAAUUUAUUACUAAAGUAACUUGACCCCGAGCUUUAUGUGGUACCAAAAAAUCAACCUACAUUAGCGUAUGCCUGCUUACGGGUCAUGGCACUAACAAAUAAAAUUAAUUUCCUGUAAAAAUUCGUCAGCAAUCUGCAAUGGAGAUGUUAAUAAUUUAUUUAAACAAGUACAUAAAGCAUGGGUCUACGAAUUAAAAGCUGUUUGUAUUUUUAUCAAGUGUCUUUGGUAGGACUUUAUUGUUAAAUUUUAACUUUUGAUCUAUUUUGUUGUCGGUUUUAUUAAGUAUGAUUUUAAAGCUUCUUGUACAUUGCUGCGAUAUAGAACAGAUACACAAGAACAAUCAAACAUGCUUCUACAGCACCCGCUUAGGUUGUGGAUACUCUUUUACAAAUUUGAUCAUUUUGCAAGUACCGAAUUUGUUGUAAGUAGCUUGUGUUAAACUCAACAACAUUGUUGGGCUAUGUAGUUGAACGAGAAAUUACUAUUUUUAUAAUACGGUUUUAAGUGGUAAUUAUAUUAUGGUGAACAUAAUAUGUGACAUUGGAGGUGAUUGUCAGUUCUGCAUACAAUCAGAGUACCAAAGCAGUGUACCGUGGACUAUCGAACAAAUUGAUUACAUUGAAAGAAAGUGAUUGGAAUAAAAAUUAGAUCUUAUUUAAAGUAACUUGCUUCUAUCUUAUCCCAUAUGUACUUAAUUGAAUCAUAAUAUCAUUGUUUAUAUGACGAAUCUUAAUCGUUAUAACUUUUAAAGUUAUUUUUUGUUUAGUGUACGUAACAUAAUACGUACCAUUAACCAACAUCGAACGUGUGUUUUUGGUGAACACAUUUACACCGAGAUUUUUUUACGAUCUUCAGUACUUUGGGAUCGUGUGCGAAAAUAACUGUAACAUUUACGCCACAAAUUCGAAACGGGCGGAGGUGCGUUCUGCAGAACGUUCAAGGUUUGCGUGUACAUUGCGCGCAAACGUGUGUCUAGACACAAUGUGAACAUUGAACGCACCGCUGAAGGUACCACAGUUUCGAAUUUGUGUCGUAACCGUUUCUAAAAGAUUUUUUUUGUACAUCUACAGUAUUAGACGUAGUCAGUGUACAUGUGGCUUUAAAAUCAGGAAACAAACUUUUUACUUGAAUACCACAGACAAUAGAACUGAUUUGUGUUUAUGAUAAAGCCUUUUUCAUCUGCCGAUAACAUCUAUAUAUCCACAAUAAUUGGGUGGACAAAAAUCAUUAAAUUAUUCUAUUAUAUGUAUUUGUAUUAAAAGAGAAGGUUGGCAAUUUAUAUUUUGACUCUCGCGAUUUUUGAGAAGUUGUCCGUUGAAUUACAAAGCUAACAAUUACAUUAAAAGUCAAAACAAGUGCAACCUGAGACGCGAAAAAUCAUACUAGCCCAACCUGUGACGUGAUAAAUUAUUACUAGUGCAACCUGAGACGUGAUAAGUCAUUACUAGCGCAACCUGUGACGGGAAGUCAUUACUAGCGCAACUUGUAACGUUAAAAGUCAAGACUUCCUUGGGCAACCUUGUCAAGGCUUUCGAUAAAAAUAAAUUAGGGCCGCCAUUAAGGAGAAUAAUCAAAAAAGUAACUUGUUAGCCUUCUACUAUGGAGAUGUCAUUUUAAUUGAAAUUAUCGGUUUUCCUUUUCGUUUUUCUAAUGCUCGAUCUAGUGUUUUUUUUGCCAAGUUUUAAGUGUAUAUUUUCUCAAUUCUCAUUCAACUUUUCUUUGUGUUUUUUACAGAGUUCUAUGUUAUUAUAUUAUUUUUGUGGUCAAUAAGACGUAGAACUCGAAAUUACUUUGACAAAGUACUAUAGACCCCAUACUAUGUUAACCCCUUGUCACUUCUUACAAAAUCUAAAUGUUACUGUAAUUAUUCUUUCGUUUGCUUACAAAAUGGCGACAGCCAGAUAAUGCAAAUUAGAACAAUCGCCUUGGUAGUUAUUAAAGUUACUUUUUAGUAAAUAACGACUUUAAAUUAUAAUUAUUAAUGUAACAAAUAAUUUAAUCGCCCUCAAUUCAAAUAUGAAUAUAAAAAUGUUAAAAUUGAACCAAAUGCACAUUGGCUGUGAUUCAAAAUGUGCUUACAUGUCCGCCAUUUUGUAAAAUCGAUAUGAAGCAAUAAUGGUACGUCGAGAAUGCAAGUUCAAUAAUAAUAUAGAGUGUUUGUUAACGUUAUUAAAGUUUUGUUUUGUGUUCACAACUGGUUAAGGAUGCUUGUGAGUUUUGAUUGAGAUUUUAUUGUGAAAUAAUAGUAUU